GCAGCAUCGAGCGAGCAGCAGAGGGACAGGAGCUGCCGUCCCCCGCACACCGACACGGGCUUGUUCUGUGGACUCCUGCGUCGUUCUUGCAAAAAAGUUUUCGGUUUCGGUUGCUUUUUUCCUUCUCUCUCUUAAUUUGGACACGUUGUUUGUUAUCCUUUGCUUUCCACCUGCGGACAGAUUUCUCCUUUCGGUCCGGAGCAAUGGAGAAAAUGUCUCGACCUAUAAACUCAACUUUCCUACCUCCGACCCAUGGCGUGCUCAAAUCCCUGCUGGAAAACCCAAUGAAACUGCCCUUCCACCACGAUGAAGGUUUUGGCAAAGAGAAGGAGAAAGAGAAGAAGUUGGAGGAAGAUGGCGUGGGGGUCAACGCCCCCCAGUCUGCCUUCCUGGGGCCCACCCUGUGGGACAAGACCCUACCGUAUGAUGGAGACAAUUUCCAGCUGGAAUACAUGGAUCUGGAAGAGUUCCUGUCAGAGAACGGCAUUCCCGCCAAUCCACAGAGUGAGCAGAGCCAACCUGCCGCGCAGCCCCUGCAGCAGAGCCCCCCUCCUCCCCCCACGCCCUCUGUGGUCGACCUCAGUAACCGUGCAACCACCUCCGUACACCCGGGCAUGGUCACACAGACCUGCCUACAGAGUCCCAGCAGAGCAGUUCUCCCAUCUACCCGGAACACACCCAGUCCGAUUGACCCAGAGACGAUUCAGGUUCCAGUGAGCUAUGAGCCAGACCCAGCAGACCUUGCAUUGUCCAGUGUCCCAGGACAGGAAAUAUUUGACCCACGCAAACGCAAAUUCACAGCAGAAGAGCUCAAGCCUCAACCCAUGAUCAAAAAAGCACGCAAAGUCUUCAUCCCAGAUGACAUGAAGGAUGAUAAAUACUGGGCGCGGCGCAGAAAGAACAACGUGGCAGCGAAGCGUUCACGGGACGCGCGGAGGCUGAAGGAGAAUCAGAUCGCCAUCCGGGCCGCCUUCCUGGAGAAGGAGAACGCCGCCCUCAGACAGGAGGUGGCCGACCUACGCAAGGAACUGGGACGCUGCAAGAACGUUGUGGCCAAAUACGAGGCGCGGCAUGGGGCACUGUGAACCGACCCCUCACUCCCCAAAAAAACGUCCCGCAAAAACCCCAAAACCCCAAAACCAACCUGUUCCAAGGACUUCUGCGUGCCCAGUUUAAGGCACCAGCCCUCCACCUCUGUCUCUCUCUUUCUCUCUCUCUCUUUCUCUCUUUGAACCUUGUUUGAAUUCCCUCAUAUUGUUGUUUUAGUUCUUUUUAUUUCCCCCCACCGCUCUGUCUCGUUACGUGUGUGUGUGUGUGUGUGUGUGUGUGUGUGUGUGUGUAUGUAUGUGUGUGACAGGCUUAGGGGAAGUAUCUCUUAGUCCUUUUUUUCCCCUCGUUCAUUCCUGCACUCGCUGAUAGUUUAUUUUAUUGGAAGUGAUGCUGUACGGUUGCUUUUCCUUUUUUCUUAACCGUUUUAUACGUAUAGUAUGGAGUACCACGCUUAGUCCUGCCAUACCUGUCUCUCUUUCUUUUUUCUUUCUUUCUUUCUUUCUUUCUCUCAGUCUUUUUCCCCUUCAUGCUCAGAUCAGCAUUGUAUUGACUUUGGUUUGUAUUGUUUUUGUGUUGUAUUUUAGUUGGGUAGUGAAAUUUUAUUGUCAGAACUCAACAUUGUCUCUCUCUCUCUCUCUCUCUCUCUCUCUCUCUUUUUUCCUUUCUCUCCGUGCAGUACACAUAAAUAACACUAGGCCCUCCUCUUCUCACUGUUCAUUUCUCAUCUGUUUUGUUUGGAUCCGAUACCUAAUUUCAGUUAUCCUGAUCUUGACACCAGCAUUCUUUUUAUUUCUCUACUUUUUUUUUUAAUUCACCGGCCAAUCACAGAGCAAUAACUCAUACUCAAGAGCAUGUUUAGGAGAAAGGAUGAGAAUGCUGACUUGUCCUCCUUCUGACGCAUUGUUUGUUUUCCGUCAUUUUCAUAGCAGAGGUGUUGGUGAGACAGGUAACGUUUUUUUUGAACGGUUCUUAUGUGUGCAUGUGUUUGUGUGUGCGCGUGUGUGUGCGUAUGUAGAGGGGGGACCGAUUUUUCUCUACGGCUGCUUUUGGGGGAGAGUCCACCCACACACGUUAAAACCUGGUUGCCAAAUUGUUGGGUGGAAUGUUUUUUUUGUUAAACUGAGCAUUGUGGCAUCGAGGCCACAACUAUAAUACAUGUCAGAGUCUCUCUCUCUUCUUCUCUCCCAAUGUCUCUCUAUCUCUCCUAACAACCUGCACUAAAGCGUCUUUCACAAUCUGAUCUGGUGCAAUGUCUCUACCUUCAUUACUAGAAUCUGCCUGAUCUAUUUAUGGAUAUAUUUUUGUUUUUCUUUUUUGUUUUUCUUUUUUUGAAUGGAAGAACUAUUUUGAAAAUAUUCAACCAUUAAUUGCUAUUAUUCUUAUUAGAGCUGUUGAUAUUAUCGUUGUCUGUAUUGUAAUUAUCCUUUUUUUUUUUUUUUUUCUUUUGAUGGAUUUCUCUGCAUGAUCUCUGCUUCAGAACAGCAACCUCAAGCUAAUUGUAAAUGUUUUAUUUUCCCACAAUGACCCUUUGUUGUUUUUUUUUUUUUCCCUUCUUCUUUUCUAUGUUUUGGUCGUUUUUCUGGAGCUCGAUUUUAGGAGGGUUUUUUUAACUCAUCACAUACAGAUCUAUGUAGUCUUUUUGUAGCUUUACCUUUAGCCCUCUUUCUCUCAGAUGGCUGUUUGAAUGUAUUGAAUGUAUAAGGUGUUUUUAAAAAGAGGCGCCAGUAUGAUGGUGUUGUCUAUAAUACUAUGGUUAACUCAAUCAGUUUGUUUACUACAGACCAAAACAUGCAACACACACACACACACACACACACACACGUAAAAAAGAUAUAUUGGUUAAACAGAGAUGUAAUGUUUAUAUGAAACUAUUCUAGAGUCUAGGUUCUUUUUGUACAGUAUUUUUCUUAUACUGGCUAUGUAUUUUCAAGGCACAACAGAUUCAGAAUAUUAUAAUAGAAAAUAAACAGAAUAUAUAUAUAUGAGUCAAAGUCUAUAUAUAUAUAUAAAAAUAUAUAUAUAUAUAAUUAUAUAACUGUUCUUCAAGGUCAAAUGAGAUAGCGUUUUGAUAAGUUCUCCUAUAUCUUCGCGAGUUCUGCUAAGAAUCAAAGCGAUCCAGGUGUUGUUUUAAACUUUCUCGGAGUAUGAGUGCUGACCUAAGGUUGGUCUUUUGCGGAUCACGGACAGCACUUGAGCUCUAAGACCAGGGCCAGCGUGUAUUAUGCUUCUCACAACAUCUGAGUGCUUUUCUCUGAAGUGAGUCGCAUUCGUUUCGGAUGUGAGCGUCUAAACCUGAUGCUGGAUUAGCACUCUGUAGAACUAAAGGUGCCAGAAAGGGAUAUUUGGAGGCUCAGAAGAACCACUUUUGGUUGCCUAAAGAACGUUGCAGUUGAAUGACUUGGGGAUUUGUCUGACCACUAUUGUGACUGUGAUUUAAAUUAUGAUCAUUUUCUAUAAAUUAAGGUCCAGGCCUGUUGUUUCGGCCAAGAUGACCAGCAGUUUUCCUGCCUUGAGGCUUGAAUGCUGGGCAUAGUGUGUGUGGUUGUGAUUGUGCUGUCAUGUAUACACAUGAACUCAGGGGUGAUUGGUUGCUUUUGGUCUAACUCAUCGACAAGCAGUUUAUAAGCUUUUGUUAUUAGGUCAGAUUUCCCCAAUAUAAACUUAAUGACAUUGACUGUACAGGCUAUAUUUUAAAUGGCAGCUCUUGCAGUUUGAAACCUGCUCUUUUUGAAAUUGCAAUUUAUAUGUAAAAAUGAUUAAUCAAUCAACUCUAGAACCAAUGAUUGAAACAUUUUUUAGGAAAGCAAAAGUGGUUCUUCUAUGGCAGAAUUUCCCAAACUGGUCCUCAGGAUCCCCCCAGGUGGACCACAUUUUUGCUCCAACACAACUCGUAACACCUAGUUAUAAAAGAAAAAUGUGGACCAUCUAGGGAUCCAAGCUGGGACUCCCUGUUCUACAGCAUUGCUCCAUAAAAACCCUUUUGGCACCUUUACUUUUAAGGCAUGUUCCUGUAUCCUGAUUAAGCCUAAUCCUGCACUAAAAAGGACUUUCAAUAAUAAAACACCUUUGGCUUUGCUUUUUAGUCCAUGUCUAGGCUUAAUUAGUCCAUGAACCAGAAAUUGGCAGUGUAUCUUGAGGUGCCUGAUACAGUGAUGGCCCAGAACUGUGACGUGAUGUUUGGGCAUUAAAGACUUACACUCCUCGUUCUCUUCCUCGUACGGAAGUUAGCCUAUAGUUUCCUUUUUCCUCUUCGUGGAACUGCAGUGCAUAGGGUUUUCACAACCAUCCAUAUCUUUCUCUCUCUCUCACACAGCGAAACACCUUCCCUUCUGCCAUUGAAUGAAAGAGGUGCUCGUUGCGGUAGAGUUAUACGUCUUUAGCUUUGGCCUUGGCUCAGUUUCUAGUUGCCAUAGGAAGCUAGAGCUAUUUUUCGUUCUUCUGCCGGUCAUUGGAGAUAGGAUGUCUGUCGCUGAAUGUCGUGUCCCGUGUUGUCAGUGGAAUCGUUCUUUAUAGUAGUUGCUAUGAAGGGGGGUGAGGAGGUAGUUAAGUGAAAAAUCUUCCCAAAUCUAAAAAAUCAGCCAGAUUGUUUGGUAUGAUAAGUUUUCUAACUUAGGUUGCACGGCUAAAUACAGCACUUUCAUUGUCUAUUUUUAUAGAUUACAGUAUGUCAAAUGGCAUCAGGAAGUCUAACCACUCAACACAUUUUUAUGCAUUAAAACUUGCACUGCGCUGUAAGCUUCAAUACUUCUGUGAAAAACUAAACAGGCCAAGUUCAGAACUCCAAACAUUUCUCGGCUGAUCGAUUAAAUUUGUAAGUUAGUAAGUUAGUAUGCACUAUAGUGAUUCCACUUAUUUUUUAAUUUAGAAUGAUGCACUGCCUCUCCCCUACUCACCCCUCCGUCAUCACUGAUCUGAGACCAGUGUUGGGGUCAGUGGGAUUCAGAGGAGUUUGUGUUUAAGCAUCGCAUCUAUGGGUGACCCCAAUAAGGCUAGCGUAGUCAGAGGGUCUACCUGUCUUAGUUCUGGCCAAAGUUAAGCUGUGCACAACCUUAGAUUUGUGAGGUUUUCUUUUCAUUUUUUCUAGAAUUGGUAGAAUAUGUUUAUUUUUUUAUGUCCUUAUUGUCAUUGUCAUUUUCUGUACUCCUUUUUUGUUUGUGUAUGUCAGAAAUGGGUUGACUGAGCUUUAUGCAAAGGCUAGUGUGUGAGUGAGAGAGUUUGUGUGUGUGUGUGUGUACGACGCCCUAGCUGUGUGAAAGCUAUCUGUGUACAGUCUGUAUAAAAUAAAAAUAAACCCAGGAAUAAGCCAAUACAAACUCUUGUCAAGCCCCCAUUUAGUUUCUAUAGAGUACAGGGGACAUCUAUCCAUAAUGCAGAAUUUUAGUAACAUGCACUAUAUGGACAAAAGUAUCGGGACAACCCUCCUAAUUAUUGAGUUCAGGUGUUUAAGCCAUGCCCAUUGUUAACAGGUCGAUAAAAUUAAGCACAUAGCCAUGCAGUCUCCACCCCACAGCACCAGUAGUUUGUACAUAUUCUGUGGAGUGAUGAAUCAUGUUCCUCUAUCUGGCUGUCUGAUUUGACAGGCUUGAGUUUUGAUGAAUGCCAGGAAAAUGUUAACUGUCUGACUUCAGUGUUCCAGCUAUAACGUUUGGUGGAGGAAGGAUAAUGCUAUGGGUUAUUUAUCAGGGCUUGGCCUAGACCCUUUAGUUACAGUGAAGGGAAACCUCAACCCCAUCAACACCUUUGGGAUCAACUAGAAUGGUCAUUGUGAGCCAGGCCCUCUUGUCCAGCAUCAGUGUUUGACCUCACAAAUGCUCAUCUGAAUGAAUGAGUAAAAAUUCCCACAGACACUAAUAAAAUCUACUAGAAAGCUUCCCAGAAGAGUCGAAGCUGUUAUAGCUGCAAAAAUCCAUAUUAAUGCCUAUGGAUUUAGAAUGGGAUGUCAGAAAAGCUCCUCUAGGUGUAAUAGGUAGGUGCCCCAAUACUUUUGUCCAUAUAGUGCAUUUGUAACUUUUGAAAUCAGUAGAAAUGCCUAUACCCUGAUUACAUCAUGAAUGUGUUUCUUCAGAUGAUGGGAUGGUGUUCUGGACACAGUUUUAAAUAAUCACCAGUAAAUUCUGUGAGAGAGGCUUUCAUGCUCAGACUAACCUUAAUGUUUGAAAAAAUAGCACAGUUGAGAAGCAGAAGGCAAAUGCCAUGAACACAGUGAAUGAGUUAGAAAAUGAGCAACUACAAUAUUUAGGGGGGUUUAAAACUGUAGAAUAAGGCAAGUUAAUAGUUUUUAUGGCUGCUUAUGUUUUAGGUCUAAGGAUGUUUUCACAUAAGACCAUGAGUUUCCAGGAAUGCUCAUUGGAUUUGAAUUCUUUUCUCCAUCAAACUGUGCAAAAUGAUCCAUUUUGGGGACAUGUAUUCCAAAUGAUUUUGGAUCCUGCAGGUGCAUGAUUUCGGUCUUGCAGAUGCACUUCAAGCUAGCUUAGCAUGUCUCAAUGCACCAGUAAUCUCUUCAGGACUCUUUCAGGGCUUGUUUGAGCUUCACAUUUUGCCGUUUGGAGGCCUGAAUGUUCCAGGGUUUUUGGGAACAUGUCCUUAGCCUAGCUUAGACGUUAGCAUAAGCAUUAGCGCUCUCAGGGUAGGAACACCAGUAAGAUUUCAGGAACAGUGGUGCACCCCUGCCCCCACCCCCUUUUUCUGCAUCCCUAAACCUUACUACCUCACUCACGAAUAGAAGCAACAUCUAUAAUUCUGAGUCUAUUGCAGUGCCUUGAACUACACAGGCUGUUUCCACAGUCACUCAUUCCCUCUCUUUCCCUUCAUUUCUAUCAACUCUUCAUCGCACAUUGCAUAGACCUACACAGUAAGGGCUCCCUUUCUCCCUUCAGGUAUCCGCUCACUGCGGCCCAGUCCCAAAUUGCACACUUCGCCCUUCCCUAAACCCUCCUUCCAGACUUGAGAUGACCCCAGAUAUGAUGGACAACAUUCAGCAGACAAUAAGGUAUAGUGAGGGUCAUGACUGACUUUCUAAUGGUAUCUGAAGUUUGAAGGAAGUUUUAAGGAAAGGCCUAGGUAAUGGUGGAGUUGGACCACAUUAUUACUAUGGUUAUUAUUUUUUUUAUUCAAUCACUGCAGUAGGCUUGUUACCGCUGUAUUGAUGGCAACACCAAAAGACUGUUUAAAGGAGAGAAGGUGGAAAUCAUUUUGAGGUGUGUUUUAAUCUUGUGUGUCAGAAGCAUAAACCUUGAUGUCUUUAUGCUCCUGUGUGCCUGACUUCCUCCUGUUGUCUCACUGUAAUUUCAGUGUGUCUAAUAAAUUCCUCUAAGUUCCUCUCA
Molecule: messenger RNA, 7373 nt
Organism: Pygocentrus nattereri (red-bellied piranha)
Lineage: Eukaryota; Metazoa; Chordata; Actinopteri; Characiformes; Serrasalmidae
Gene: hlfa
Product: HLF transcription factor, PAR bZIP family member a
Exons: 4
Coding region: 204-1085 (293 amino acids)
Biological process (GO): regulation of transcription by RNA polymerase II
Cellular component (GO): nucleus
Molecular function (GO): RNA polymerase II cis-regulatory region sequence-specific DNA binding; DNA-binding transcription factor activity, RNA polymerase II-specific
Source: RefSeq, a predicted model, not a curated record